Molecule: messenger RNA, 6258 nt
Organism: Numida meleagris (helmeted guineafowl)
Lineage: Eukaryota; Metazoa; Chordata; Aves; Galliformes; Numididae
Gene: PARG
Product: poly(ADP-ribose) glycohydrolase
Exons: 18
Coding region: 177-3047 (956 amino acids)
Biological process (GO): nucleotide-sugar metabolic process; ATP generation from poly-ADP-D-ribose; carbohydrate metabolic process
Cellular component (GO): nucleus; cytoplasm
Molecular function (GO): poly(ADP-ribose) glycohydrolase activity
Source: RefSeq, a predicted model, not a curated record
UGGCGCGAGGCGCGGCGUGGGCAGCCCGGCGCCGCGGGCCGGAGGAUGCGGAAAGGCAGGGUCGGCGUCGUCGCGCCGUCCCUGGAGGACGGCUGCCCGACCGGACCCGGUGGCCGCUGGCGGGCCCGCGCGGCUGAGGCGGGCCGGGCGGGCAGAGGGAGGCGUGUCCGCUGAGGAUGAGCGCGGGCUGCGGGCGGGACCACCCCUGUAAGAGAGCCCGGCUCGGCCCCGGCGGCGCCUCCCAGGGAGAACAGCGGCCGCCGCCGCCCGACAGCGGCCCGGAGGGGCCCGGGGGCGGCAGCUCCGUCACCGCCGUGGGGAACAAAGUUUGUAAACAACGGACAAUUACCACUUGGUUGGAGAAUAAAGGACCCAAGACAGCUGAGUCCAAAAGCCUUCAAAGCAGAAUUAAUAACAAUACUGAAGAAAAUACCAAGAUGACUUCAGUUAAAAAAGAAAACGUUUGUGAGCAUGAUGUGAAAAAGCUCGAGAAUAGUUGCCAGCAAAAUUAUCCAGAAGUAUCCGAGGAAGUUGGCACAAAGCAUGUAAAUUUGCCUCAGAUAGGCAGCAUGUGUAACUGGGAGGCCGAGGGCAGAGAUCCAGUCUCGGACAGAGUGCCUGUGAAGGCAGGACAGUCUGGAGACACCUUUAAAAAUGCCAACAUCGAUCAGAUGCACAAAACUGGCAAGGAGGCUCAGAGACAGUGUGAGGAAAGCGGUGACAUUUGGACUCUGAGGAAACGGUCAUCCGGCCAGUCUUUGAAAACGGGAAAUAUAAAACUUUCUUCAAAAGACACUGAGACAGAUGGACAAGUGGUUUUGUGCAACUCACAGAAGCUGAAGAGCUGUGAUUCAUUUGAUGCAGGUGAACAAGAAGAAGGGGAUGUAGUUCCAGAAAGCCCACUUUCAGAUGCUGGUUGUGAUGCUUGUGUAUCCCAUGUUGGAGGUCCUGAGAAACUGAGCAAAUGUCGAAGUAGUUCAGGGGAUUCACCUGCUUUUGAGAAAGAAAGUGAACCGGAAUCACCCAUGGAUGUUGACAAUUCUAAAAAUAGCUGUCAUGGGUCCGAGGCUGAUGAGGAAACGAGUCCGCUUCUUGACGAGCGAGAGGAGAGUAAUAUGGCCAAAGCUAUAAACAAAUCUUUUAGAAUUCAGUAUGGGGAUGCUGAACUGGAGUCGAGGAAGUCACGGUUUUCUACUAAGGGUUGUGAAGACUUUGAGGGAAUAGACAAUUCUGUCAAGGAUGAUGGUCUGCAUAUAAAACCAACUGGGAUCUCUCCUGCUCCAUCAUCAGAAAGCAAAGGUGCAAAACCAGGUGUGAAGAAAGACUCCAAAAUCACCUCUCAUUUUAUGAGGAUACCUAAAAUGGAAGAGAAAAGCAGGAAAGAUAAGUGCGAAUUCAGACCUCAGAGAGCAGGAAGGAAGAUUCCUAAGUAUGUGCCGCCACCUCUUCCAACUAACAAGAAGUGGUUUGGGACGCCGAUCGAAGAGAUGAGGAGAAUGCCCACGUGUGGGGCUCGUCUUCCGCAUCUGAGACCAUCAGCCAAUCAUACAGUAACUGUCAGGGUAGACCUUCUGAGGGAAGGAGAGGUGCCUAAACCAUUUCCAACUCACUACAAAGAUUUGUGGGACAACAAACAUGUUAAAAUGCCCUGCUCAGAACAAAAUUUAUACCCUGUAGAGGAUGAGAAUGGAGAUAGAACUGCUGGAAGUAGAUGGGAACUAAUCCAAACUGCCUUACUCAACAAAUUUACGUGCUCGCAUGAUUUGAAGGAGGCUAUUCUGAGAUACAAUGUUGCUUAUGCCAAGAAAUGGGACUUCACAGCUCUCACUGACUUUUGUGACAAGGUUCUUGAAGAUGCAGAGGCCCAGCAUUUAUUCCAGUCCAUUCUUCCUGAUAUGGUCAAGCUGGCACUCUGUCUCCCUACUAUCUGCACGCAGCCAAUACCUCUACUGAAACAAAAGAUGAAUCACUCCAUCACUAUGUCACAGGAACAGAUUGCUAGUUUUCUGGCCAAUGCUUUCUUCUGUACUUUUCCACGCCGCAAUGCGAAGAUGAAGUCUGAGUAUUCUAGUUAUCCAGACAUUAACUUCAACAGAUUGUUUGAAGGACGGUCACCACGGAAGCCUGAGAAACUUAAGACCCUUUUCUGCUAUUUUAGGAGAGUCACAGAGAAAAAACCUACUGGAUUGGUGACAUUUACAAGGCAGAGUCUCCAAGAAUUUCCAGACUGGGAAAGAUCUCAGAAAAAGCUGUCUAGAUUGCAUGUCACCUAUGAGGGCACUAUUGAAAGCAAUGGACAAGGUAUGCUACAGGUUGAUUUUGCAAACCGUUUUGUUGGCGGUGGUGUCACCGGGGCAGGACUAGUACAAGAAGAAAUUCGGUUUUUAAUCAACCCAGAGCUGAUUGUAUCAAGGCUCAUCACUGAAGUAUUGGAUCAUAAUGAAUGUCUUAUCAUCACAGGUACUGAGCAGUACAGUGAGUAUACAGGCUAUGCAGAAACGUACCGGUGGGCCAGAAGCCAUGAAGAUAAGACCCCAAGGGAUGAAUGGCAGCGGCGCUACACUGAAAUUGUUGCCAUAGAUGCAUUUCACUUCAGACGUUUCCUUGAUCAGUUUGGUCCAGAUAAAAUUAGAAGAGAGCUCAAUAAGGCCUACUGUGGCUUCUCUCGACCCAAUGUUCCACCACAAAAUCUCUCUGCAAUAGCCACAGGAAACUGGGGGUGUGGUGCCUUUGGAGGGGACUCCAGAUUAAAAGCCUUAAUACAGAUAUUGGCAGCUGCUGAGUCUGGACGUGAUGUUGUUUAUUUUACCUUUGGAGAUGUGGAGCUGAUGCGAGAUAUUUACAGUAUGCAUACUUUUCUCUGUGAGAAGAACCAAACUGUUGGGGAUGUUUAUAGGCUGCUACUCAGAUACUACAAUGAAGAAUGCAGAACCUGUUCUACUUCAGGACCAGAAGUCAAGCUGUACUCUUUCAUAUACAACACCAUCGAGUCCUAUGCAGAUUCUACGGAUGAUGAUGAAGAAAAAGGGUUGUGCUUUGAAGAUUAAGAUAAAUGAGUUUAAUCAGAAUAUUUUUUGACUCCUCCCACUGGUAUAUUGUUUGAGUUGCUGAGGGGAAUGUAUUAAUUGGAUAACUUAAUAUAGACUGCAUUGGUAGUUAUCAAACAUCCAAAAAUCAACCUUUGAGAGGUGAGAUAUUUUGUUUGGUAGCUUCGUACAUGAAAUGCUUGUUGAUGUGUGUACAGAAAGGAUUUCCCUGGUAAAUCUGGUUUGCAUUACGCCUUGUUAAGCAGGAGAUCUUGGACACGCUUGUAAUUUCAAUCAAGAUACUGCUGAAAAACUUUGUAAGAUUUCUCUGUAUCUAGACUUCUUGCUAAGUAUAGUGCUGGAGUACAUGGAGCUCUGUAACUCCCAGAAUGAUUUUAGAGAGAAACAUUGUAAUGAUUGUUCUUAUUGAAAGUUGUAACAAUUUGAUUACCUCCUUAAGACUGCCACGGUACUUUCAUUGUUCUUAUCACAAUUUUCGUACAUUUAGUUUAAAAUGUUCUGGUUUUAAUAUACUUUGUAAAAAAUGGCUAAACGUGAAAGGAUUCUGGAGGAGCUAUAAUGCAUUUCAGAACUGCAUUAUCACAGUCGAAUUAGAAAAAGUUAUGGAGAAGCAGAGAGAGUCUGAAGAACAGAAGAGUGGGAAAAUGAGAUAUGUGAUCAGAGUUAGAAGCGGAAGGAAACAUUCAUUCAUUAAAUUCCUAAAACCAUUUUGUUGGUGCUAUCUGUUACAAAACUGAACAAGGUCAUAAGCGUAUUAGUAUACGUGAAGCUUCUCAAGGAUCACUGUUGUUGGCAACUCCAUUUGAAUUAAGGUCUGCUGUAAUUUUGUUUAUAUUCUCAUAUCAGUUCUCCUUUAUUGCAGUAUGUGAGCAUAAGAUCCCCAUGGGAAAACACACAGAAACCACUUGCAUAUCAGUGGGAGGAAAGCGCAGGCUACAGAUAAGAACGUAAGGUCUUGUUAGGAAUUUCCACCUAUGUCUUCGUAGGCGUGGGAAUAGUAACAUUGAAGAGAGGUCAAAAGGUCUGUAAAAUCUGUGUUUUUAGUGUCUUUUAUUGUUUCUGUAGUACAUUAAUAUUUUACACAAAACUACAGAUAAAUGUGAAAAAACUUUCCGGCUUUACGUACAGGGCCAAUUCAGUGAAAUGGUCGUCUAUUAGUAAUUAAACCCAAUUUAAGUCUAGGCCAAAAUUGCUAAGUUUAACCUCUUCUGUAUCAGAUUUGCGUGGUCCAUCAUAGCUGCUACCUGAGCAAUACAAGUAACAGCAGUAGGAAAUUUAGUGAGCUAUGGCUCUAGUGUCAACAAAUCCUUUGGGUUGGUAUCUGAUAAAACAUCUCCAAGCCUGAAACAUGACCUAGUAAUGAAAUACUGGAAGCUGUUGGUAGUCUGGCUAGCAGUAAAGCACUCACUGCUUGAGCUGCUCUGGUGGAAGAGCAGCAGCAAAGUGUUUGGGUCAUUUACACAUAACUUCAGAGUGCUACACCAUUGCAUCAGUGCUGCAAUGGGCAGCUGGGAAGUGUUGCUUCAAAUGUGACAGACGCAGCAGCUUGGCUGAUUUUGUCCUAUUAUUCCCGCCAGCUAUGGUUUUCUUCACCCACAUCCAUGUCAAGGAUAAGAUUUACAAUAGAAUUAUGGGCCUGUUUUGAUGUUGGCAACUGGUAUCCUCUGACUUCGCAGAAAUCUUCUCCUACUCCUAGUGUUUUCAUGUUGGCUGAGAUUCUAGCAACGGGAAUAAGUGUUUUAUCAUAAGCUCUUAUUUGGGCAUUUAGAUUGAACUAUGACAGCAUUACUAGAUGCAGCGCUGAUGACAAAUGUACCUGAUUGAUUAAGAGUUGUGACACAAAAUUGGUGCUACCUGCCACAUCUUCACCGUAUUACUCAGGAUUUCCUAUAGAAAAGGUGGACAGAAUUUGUUGCUAACCAACUGGAAGAAAAUGCAGCAAAAAGUUUAAGGUGGCCAGAUGUGACUUCCCCUUUAUUGUAAAUGCAUGCAUCUUUAUUAGUGCAAUAUUUAUUUUUGUUGUGAGGGGAAAUGAUUUUUUUUAUGAAAAAUGUACUAAAUAAGAUGGCACAAAAUUUUAGUUUGACUCUAGAAACUGAAAAAAUAUAUACUCAGUUUUGGAAAGAUUCUCUGGAGUUCAUAUAAUAGUGUAUUCAGUUAAGUUUUUGGAGUGCCAACUAUUUCUAGGAAGUUCCUAGUCAUUUUCUGUCAGCUUUAUUUUCACUGAUACUGGAGACCUUUCAAAUAGGGGAAAGAACAACAUCUGAGAUUGCUCUUUAGGAUAUGUUUCCCAUACCUGUUUUCCUAUGAAAUAUGACUAUAUGGACAGGAGGAGAAAAAGAAAAUGUGUUUUCUGUUUAAUGUGUCAUCUGAGUAAGAAUGAUCUGUCCCGCAUUCUACCUGUGUCCCUAAACUCGUGAAGGGCAAUGCUGUAAGAACUCUUGGAAUAUGGCUUUGAUUGCAGGCGGGCUGAAGAUUACGUUUUUCUUGGUUUUGUUUUGGUUUUUUUGGAAGCAAAAUAGCCGAGAGUUGAAGAGUUACCAAUGGUGUUAGAUUGCCAUGGCUUUGGAAUUCAAUAAAGUGCUGAAGUGCCCAGAAUGCUGCAUGGGGAAGGAAGAAUUCUGAAUGAGCCCAGCGUGUACUCUGCACCUCACUUUUUCUGUCCAACUACCACUCUCCAUUUAUAAACUACCUGAAAUGAUUUCUUUAGCUGGAGAUGCAUUUUGGUGCUCUGUUGGAGAUAGUGUGGAACGGAAGGCCCGAUGCUCUUUGCAGCCUAGCAAGCUUCAGCUUCACUCUUCUAGAAACCUGUUUAUGGAGUAUUGUUCAUUUUUUAUUACUUUAAGGAUGUUUGUUAUAUGUUUUCAGAUAAAAAUAAACUUCCUACCAAAACUAUUGUUUUAUACUUGUUUUAGCAGCUAAACUGAAUGCUUAGUAUGAAACAACAGGCAGUCAUUUAGAUUGCAAUGUUGCCUCAUAGUGUCGGAGUGCUGCUGUUUGUUCGACAGCUCUGGCACCUAAACUCCUCGGUUAUGAGGUGUUCUUAUGAGUACCCAUUUCUGUAUAUAUUAAUUUAUAAAUGACAAACUGUUCCUGACAUUCUUCUAAACUACAAUUUAUGCAUCAUUAUAUUAUAUUGAUUUUUCUGGAUCUGUAUGCUAAUGUUUACAUGAUUUUUGUAGGAAUACAAUUAAAAAAUUGAUUGAAGCAA